AUGGAAACGUCUCCCCCACGCGCCGGAAGCCAGCUCGUGCCGACGGCAGCGCGCCGCUCCGCGUCCUACCGCGCGGAGUCCCGACGGGUGUCAUCGCGAGACAAGCUCGCCGAAACGGCCGCAGCCAGUCAAGGAAACUCGGAGGGAAAUUUUGAGUCACUGGACCUUGCAGAACUUGCUAAAAAGCAGCCAUGGCGGCGCAAGCUGUUUGGGCAGGAAUCUGGGCCUUCAGCUGGAAAGUAUAGCGUGGCAACCCAGCUGUUAAUUGGAGGUGUCACUGGAUGGUGCACGGGUUUCAUAUUCCAGAAGGUUGGAAGGUUGGCUGCCACAGCUCUGGGAGGUGGAUUUUUCCUGCUUCAGCUUGCAAACCAUACUGGCUACAUCAACGUGGACGGGCAGCGGGUAGAGAAGGACAUGAAGAAAGCCAAGGAACAGCUGAAGAUCCGCAAGAGCAACCAGAUACCUACGGAGGUGAAAAGCAAACUAGAGGAAGUGGUGUCGUGA
Messenger RNA from Balaenoptera acutorostrata (minke whale), 504 nucleotides. RefSeq names its product FUN14 domain-containing protein 2. The transcript has a single exon. Gene Ontology annotation, biological process: autophagy of mitochondrion. NCBI's taxonomy places the organism in Eukaryota, Metazoa, Chordata, Mammalia, Artiodactyla, Balaenopteridae. The record is from RefSeq and is a predicted model, not a curated record. Gene Ontology annotation, cellular component: mitochondrial outer membrane. The coding region runs from base 1 to 504 and encodes 167 amino acids.